ACUUGUACAACCAACAUGGCGGCGCUGGACGGAAUAAAGCGUCUGGAAUAUUUAUCUUUGGUAUCCAAAGUGUGCACCGAGUUGGAAAACCAUCUCGGAAUAAGCGAAAAGGAUCUUGCUGAAUUCAUCAUCAGCCUGGCAGAUAAACAUCCAACAUUGGAGGCGUUUAAAGUUGCCUUGACACAAAAUGGAGCAGAUUUCACAGAAACGCUCACUACUAAUUUGUUUAGACUUAUCAAAACCAUGCAAGCGUCCACUUGUCAAGAACAUGAGCAACAACCCCAGAGUGAACAAGACAAGCUGAAAGAGAAAUAUCCAGCUUUAUGUAAACCAGAUGAUCCCGUGUGGAUGAUUAAGUCACGUCACGUCAGCAAAAGCGACGAGCAAGUUGCCGCGGCAGCCAUGAAGGAGCUGGAGAUGCUCAUGCCUCACUGUGCACACCAGACAAACACAACGUUGCACGGCGGCAGUGCAGACGAGGAGAGCGCUCGGAAGCGCCACGGUUCCGGUUCGAGAGAGCGCGACGGCGAGACGACAGGCAAACGGCGACGGAAACGACCGUCCCGCUGGAGCGACCGACCGCCUUGCCCGCCCGGGGACGCCGCCCAGGAGGAAGUCGUCGCGGAGCCAAAGCCCGUCGAGCGUCCUCUGUCCGACGUUCCCGCGGUGGCCGACAUCUACUGCGGGAAAGUGUCCAGCGUGAUGCAGUUUGGAUGCUUUGUGCAGCUGGAAGGCCUUAGGAAGCGCUGGGAGGGCCUGGUGCACGUGUCGGAGCUGCGCAAGGAAGGCCGAAUAGCAGAUGUGUCGACUGUGGUCAGCAGGGGACAAAAGGUCAAGGUCAAAGUGCUGUCCGUGACCGGAACAAAGGCCAGCCUCAGCAUGAAGGAUGUGGACCAGGAAACCGGAGAGGACCUGAACCCAAACCGCAGGAGGAACCUCGACGCCGGUGCCCGGGACGACGCCAUGAGGAAUCCCGACUUUCCUGUGGAGGUCUGCGUGGUGGAGAGCGAGGAGAACCCGAGCGAGCAAAAGAGGAUGGCCAAGAUCACCGACCUGGAAAAGUGGGAGCUCAAACAGAUGAUCGCCGCCAACGUGCUCCCGAAGGAGGAGUACCCGGAGUUUGACGAAGAAACGGGAAUCCUUCCCAACUUGGACGACGAGGAGGACGUGGACGUGGAGAUCGACCUGGUGGAAGAGGAGCCGCCCUUCCUGCAAGGACAGACCCGAUGGAGCACAAACAUGAGUCCCGUCAAGAUCGUCAAGAAUCCCGACGGCUCGCUGUCGCAGGCGGCCAUGAUGCAGAACGCCCUGGCCAAAGAGCGGCGCGAGCUCAAGCAGGCGGCUCGCGCGGACGAGAUGGACCGCAUCCCGACCGGCCUCCACAAGAACUGGAUCGACCCCAUGCCCGACUACGACGGUCGCCAGAUCGCCGCCAACAUGCGCGGCAUCGGCGCCCUGCCUCCCGAUGUUCCCGAGUGGAAGCGGUACGCCUUCGGGGGGAACCAGGUGUCGUACGGCAAGAAAACGGAGCUGUCCAUCGUGCAGCAGAGGGAGAGUCUUCCCAUCUUCAAACUUAAGGAGCAGCUGGUUCAGGCCGUCCACGACAACCAGAUCCUGAUCGUGGUGGGCGAGACCGGCUCCGGGAAGACCACGCAGAUCACGCAGUACCUGGCGGAGGCGGGAUACACGGCGCGCGGGAAGAUCGGCUGCACGCAGCCUCGCCGCGUGGCCGCCAUGUCCGUCGCCAAGAGGGUCUCCGAGGAGUUCGGAUGUCGGCUGGGCCAGGAGGUGGGCUACACGAUCCGUUUCGAGGACUGCACCAGCACGGAGACGCUGAUCAAGUACAUGACUCACGGGAUGCUGCAGCGCGAAUGUCUGAUUGACCCCGACAUGAGCCAGUAUUCCCUCAUCAUGCUGGACGAGGCCCACGAGAGGACCAUCCACACCGACGUCCUCUUCGGUCUGCUCAAGAAGACGGUGCAGAAGCGCAAAGACCUGAAGCUGAUCGUGUCGUCGGCCACGCUGGACGCCGUCAAGUUCUCGCAGUACUUCUUUGAGGCGCCCAUCUUCACCAUCCCGGGCAGGACGUUCCCGGUAGAGAUCCUCUACGCCAGGGAGCCCGAGACGGACUACCUGGACGCCAGCCUCAUCACCGUCAUGCAGAUCCACCUGACCGAGCCUCCUGGCGACGUCCUCGUGUUUCUGACCGGCCAGGAGGAAAUCGACACGGCCUGCGAGAUCCUCUUCGAGCGCAUGAGGAUGCUCGGCCCCGACGUUCCCCAGCUCAUCAUCCUCCCCGUUUAUUCCGCUCUGCCCAGCGAGAUGCAGACCAGGAUCUUUGAGCCGGCGCCGCUCGGCAGCAGGAAGGUCAUCAUCGCCACAAACAUCGCCGAGACGUCGCUGACCAUCGACGGCAUCUACUACGUGGUGGACCCCGGCUUCGUCAAGCAGAUUGUUUACAACUCCAAGUCGGGCAUCGACCAGCUGGUGGUGACGCCCAUCUCGCAGGCGCAGGCCAAGCAGCGUUCGGGCCGCGCCGGCAGGACGGGUCCCGGCAAGUGUUACCGGCUGUACACGGAGCGGGCGUACAGGGACGAGAUGUUGACCACCAACGUGCCGGAGAUCCAGAGGACCAACUUGGCCAGCACGGUGCUCUCGCUCAAGGCCAUGGGCAUCAACGACCUGCUGGCCUUCGACUUCAUGGACGCUCCUCCCAUGGAGACUCUGAUCACGGCCAUGGAGCAGCUUUACGCUUUGGGGGCGCUGGACGACGAGGGGCUGCUCACGCGACUCGGUCGGAGGAUGGCAGAAUUCCCUCUGGAGCCCAUGUUGUGCAAGAUGUUGAUCAUGUCCGUGCAUCUGGGCUGCAGCGACGAGAUGCUCACCAUCGUGUCCAUGUUGUCCGUGCAGAACGUCUUCUACAGGCCCAAGGACAAGCAGGUCCAAGCGGACCAGAGGAAGGCCAAGUUUUUCCAGCCCGAGGGCGACCACCUCACCCUGCUGGCCGUCUUCAACUCGUGGAAGAACAACAAGUUCUCCAGCCCCUGGUGCUUCGAGAACUUCAUCCAGGGUCGCUCGCUCAAGAGAGCGCAGGACAUCCGCAAGCAGAUGCUGAGCAUCAUGGACAGGUCGACACAAAUUGGACGUGGUGUCUUGCGGCAAGUCGACCAUGCGCGUCCAGAAAGCCAUCUGCAGCGGUUUCUUCCGGAACGCCGCCAGGAAGCACCCCCAGGACGGCUACCGCACCCUCAUCGACCAGCAGGUGGUGUACCUCCACCCGUCCAGCACGCUCUUCAACCGCCAGCCCGAAUGGCUGGUGUACCACGAGCUGGUGCUGACCACCAAGGAGUACAUGCGCGAGGUGACCACCAUCGACCCGCGCUGGCUGGUGGAGUUCGCGCCGGCCUUCUUCAAGGUGUCCGACCCGACGCGCCUCAGCAAGCAGAAGAAGCAGCAGCGUCUGGAGCCUCUGUACAACCGCUACGAGGAACCCAACGCCUGGAGGAUCUCCAGAGCCUUCCGCCGACGCUGACAACUGCUCUCGUGGCAGCGGGCGCGUCGUCAUUUUUAAGCUCGGGAUGUAGUGUGAUAUCAUUUUUUAUUAUAGAUUAUCGUAUGGUAAGAUGAUUUUUAAAUAUGACACGAUUUGUAGUAAUCGUGUCAUACUAUAAUUGUUGUCAUUUUUAAUGACAUAGUAAUACAUUGUUGGUAUGAAGACAAUUUUAACAUCAUUUAUAAAAUGGUGAAUAGUAAUUUUUAAUGACGUUAAGACAUUUAUUCCAAAUAACAUUAAUAAUGUCUUCCUACAAAGUAUAUAUUACUAUCUCAUAUUAAAAUUCUUACUACGACAUUUCUUGACUUGAUUCCCAUAACUGAUGCCAAUCUACAAAUUGUCAUAUGAAAAAUCAUCUCACUAUACGUUAAUUGUAGGACAUUUUAUAAUGGUGUAUUGUGAUACAUUUUUCAAAAUGCUAAAAAUUUCAUGGUGCAAGCAUAUAGAAAAUGUCAUACAAUGUAUAUAAAUAUGUAAAUAAAUACAGCAUGUUGUAUGUGUGUGCUGGUGUUGGUUAAGAACCAGUCAGGGCACAGAGUUGUGUAUAAUUUGGAGUAUUUAUUAAGCAAUCUCUUGAUCCACAGUCAUAUUUCGAGGCCUCGGAUGUGACGGGAAGGCUCGGAAAACAAACUCCCUCGUGAGAUUAAUUUAAAACAAAAACACCAUAGCUGUAGUGUAUAUACAAGUGAA
Messenger RNA from Phycodurus eques (leafy seadragon), 4243 nucleotides. Its product is annotated as ATP-dependent RNA helicase DHX8-like. The transcript has 23 exons. The coding region runs from base 16 to 3627 and encodes 1203 amino acids. Gene Ontology annotation, molecular function: RNA binding; ATP binding; RNA helicase activity. The record is from RefSeq and is a predicted model, not a curated record. Gene Ontology annotation, cellular component: catalytic step 2 spliceosome; intracellular anatomical structure. NCBI's taxonomy places the organism in Eukaryota, Metazoa, Chordata, Actinopteri, Syngnathiformes, Syngnathidae. Gene Ontology annotation, biological process: spliceosomal complex disassembly; mRNA splicing, via spliceosome.